Molecule: messenger RNA, 6771 nt
Organism: Nycticebus coucang (slow loris)
Lineage: Eukaryota; Metazoa; Chordata; Mammalia; Primates; Lorisidae
Gene: TFEC
Product: transcription factor EC
Exons: 10
Coding region: 172-1479 (435 amino acids)
Biological process (GO): regulation of transcription by RNA polymerase II
Cellular component (GO): nucleus
Molecular function (GO): RNA polymerase II cis-regulatory region sequence-specific DNA binding; protein dimerization activity; DNA-binding transcription factor activity, RNA polymerase II-specific
Source: RefSeq, a predicted model, not a curated record
CUUACAAAUCAUAAAAAGCCAACGGAAAGAUAGACUCUCAUGGACUACACUCCUGAUCCAUUUUCAAAGAGUCCUAUCAAUGUUACAAUUCUCUAGAGAAGAAAUCAGACAAGAAAAGUGUUUUUCCCCCCCACCCAAAUCCACUAAUAGUGAGAAGAAAAGAAGAAAAAUAUGUUACAAGCUUUAACUGGACUCCCAUUUCAGCUGAAAGAACAAUUAGGAGGAAAGGAGAAGAGACUUCAACUCAGCCAGGAAACCAGGGCCCAGCAUACAGAGUUCCACAUGCAGUUGUCAUACAAACCAAUGUUUCAUAGACUUUUUCCAGUAAGACCAGCCAUUUCUACAAGUCAAUUACCAUCCUUUUCCAAGGUCCCAGCACACCUGGAAGGUCCUGCAAGGCCUCAGACACAGAAAACCCAGAGACAGCAAGUGAAUUCGUUCAUGACGCUUGACCACCAGAUCAUCAACCAGGCUCUUAAACGAUCUCAGCCUCCAAGCAGCGCACUUCUGGAACAGCAUGGACACACAACCGUGGGCAGUGAUACUGCCCUCACAGGCGACCCACUUGCCAAGUUACUAGCACUUGGGAGAGAGGAUGACAACGCAGAAUGGCAUAUGGAGGACGUUAUUGAGGAUCUAAUUGGUAUGGAAUCAAGUUUUAAAGAGGAAGAAACAGACUCUCCUCUGCUAAUGCAAAGAACAUUAUCUGGAAGUAUUUUGGAUGUGUAUACUGGCGAGCAGGGAAUUUCACCAGUUAAGAUGGGACUUACAAGUGCUUCCUGUCCAAGUAGUCUACCAAUGAAAAGGGAAGUUACAGAAACUGACACUAGAGCUUUGGCAAAAGAGAGACAAAAAAAGGACAACCACAACCUCAUUGAAAGAAGAAGAAGGUAUAAUAUUAAUUACCGAAUCAAGGAGCUUGGCACUCUUAUUCCAAAGUCUAAUGAUCCUGAUAUGCGCUGGAACAAAGGAACCAUUCUAAAAGCAUCAGUGGAGUACAUCAAGUGGCUACAAAAAGAACAACAGAGAGCCCGGGAAUUAGAACACAGACAGAAGAAAUUAGAGCAGGCUAACAGGCGACUUCUACUCCGGAUUCAGGAACUAGAAAUACAGGCUCGUGCGCAUGGUCUGCCACCCCUGGCUUCACAUGGCACAGUUGAUUUAGGUGCUGACGUCACCAAACAACAGAGCCACCGGGAACAGAAUUCAGUGGACUAUUGCCAACAUCUGACUCUGCCUCAGGGGCCAAGCCCCGAGCUCUGUGAUCAAGCUAUGGCCUUCUCUGAUCCUUUGUCAAACUUCACAAAUUUAUCAUUUAGUGCCGCUUUAAAAGAGGAACAAAGAUUGGAUGACAUGCUCUUGGAUGAUACAAUAUCUCUGUUUGGAACAGACCCUCUGCUCUCUGCCACUUCCCCCGCAGUUUCCAAAGAGAGCAGCAGGAGAAGCAGCUUUAGUUCAGAGGAUGGUGAUGAGUUAUAAGUAAUAAACAGGCUCAGUUCAUCAACCGGGAAGCUGCUCUAUGCUGGUGCUAUGUAGUUCUGUGCUGUGUUUCAUAUAUUGCUUUGGCUUAAUUUUUCCAAGAAAUAUGUUGUUCAUGAAAAACAGAUUGAUUAGAAGCAGCAGAAGAAUUCACAGGAAGACAAAAACAAGGUGUUACAGAAUUAUUAAGAGCUAAAGUAUGUAUUUUCCUUUUAGACUACAGAGUUUAAAUCUACUUAAGUUUUGUUUUCCUGGGAAGAGGUACAGCGUAAGAAAUAGCUCUUUAUCGAUGUUUUAAAAGCAGCAACUUGGCAGUGUACUACAGGAACAAACUACAGCGAAGUGUCAUCCUACUGAAAUGUACAACCCUACUUCAGUCUUUCUCUUCCGUCCUCUCUUCAACUCUUACAGCCUCAGUUUUCAAGAAUCAAGAUCCACAUAUUUGGUGAUGAUUGCCUUUCUCCCUUAUCUGGUGGACAAGUAAGUUUAAGCUCCAUAGGAAAUAAUUACAAAGUAGGUUGUCCUGUCAGUUGUAACUGGAAAGCAAAUUCACAACAAACAUGAGUGUUGUCCACAUGAAAUACAGAAAAUUUAUAAAAAUAUUGGCUACUAAAAUUAUUACCUCAUUCCUUUAGAUCAGUGGGUUUUGACCUUCCUAAUGCCAUGGCCCUUUAACACAGUUCCUGUGGGUUGCAACCCACAGGUUGAGAACCGCUGCUUUAGAUGGUUUAAUUACACUAAUUCUAAAAGCAUCCUUGCAUGUUUAUGUCUCCAUGAUCAGUUCAGAAAGAGAAACCUAUCAAAUAUUUCCUCAAGAAUAUGCUCUGGAAUUGUAUUCCUUCAUACAAACACACACGCCCGCACAUACUCAGUACAGGUAGUACAUCUUCUUUCUCUUUCUUCGUUCUUCUGAUUACAUACUAAGCAUCAGAAGCACAUUCCAAAUCAUCUCUUCUCCAUUAAGAAAAUAUGUCAGAUAAUUCAUUUCAGUAAAUAAAAUAUUUAAAAGUCCCCCUCCUGGGACAAUUUGUCAGAUGUUUGAAACUUAUCAUCAUAUCCUAUAUUGGAUAUAAGCUAAUUAAUUGUUAAUAUAUUUUUGCUCCACAUGGACAAAAUAUUGAAAGUUGGAUCGCCAAUGAACAAAAUCAUUAGCAAAUCAGAAACUAUUUCUUACAGCAUUCUGUUCCGAGCGGAGGAUAAUGUUCUAUUUCUGCAUGCACUUGCCUUAUGAUCUUUGUUGUUUUGUUAGCAUGUAUUAUAAACAUUUAUAUCCACCAUGUUUCUAAGAAUUUUUUCUCUUAAGCUUGCUUUAUGUUUGGCAAUUGGGUUAACAAACAUGUUGCUCCAAGCUGGACCUUUGUGAAUGCUCAUUCAAUCAAUGAGCAUUGAUUGAACUGCAGUGGGUCCUGUGAAAAUAUAGAAAAAUGAGCAAGAUGUAGUCUUACUCUUCAAGGAGUUAACAAGACUACACGAGAAACAACAACAAAAGAUAAAAGACACGUGGAAUUGGAAUCUUAAGUGUAAGCUAUAAACAGUUCAGAAUAUGAAAAUGAAAGCAUCUAUGGGAACAGCAGGAUUUAGCUUUUCUUUUAAAGGCAUAAACUAGGCGAAGGGAGGGCAUGUAAAGGAAUAAUACACCCACAUGAUAGAAGUGAUUAUGAGUUGGGGGGAUAUUUUUAUGGGGCAACCGUUAGAAAGAUCUGGAGCCCUACAAGAUGCCGGUAGAGUUCUGGAAAAUAUUGUUGGCAACAGCUUGUGGAGGCUCUUGAAAAGUAGGGUGAAAUCUUAAUAGUAGAAAUGAAAAUUUUUACUAUGAGAGAGAAGCCUAAAAAUUAAGAUAUAGUGAUAGCUCGAUUGAGAUGUAAUCUUUCAUGAGUGUAGGAUAAAUUUUUUCUUUAGGUAUUUCUCACAGGAAAAUACACGAUCACAAAAUUUCAGAUGAUAACUGUUGAUAAAGGUGGAGAAACAGUAAAUCUUUAUGGUAUACUGAUUAUCUCAGGCUGAGCUUUCGUCAUUUGCUCAAAUGUUGGAGAAUCAACAUGCUUUUCAUAGUUUGACGUGGGAAAAUAAUUAGUAAUUUUGAUGAGCAGUCAUUAAAGUCAAAUAGUUAAAUUCACCUGAAAUUUGCCAUGUGAAACAGAGGAAUUAGAUAUACUUUCUGAAUGAUUUUCAAGGGGAAAUUACAUACUUUUAACUUUAUGACAAAAUUCCACUCUAUUAUCUGAGUUGACAAUUUGAUUUAACGUGGCAAAUUGUAGUAAAGGAAUACAUUAUAGGCUUGAUGGAAAACACACUGUUCUAGACAGAUGCAGAUUUCUCUUUUCAUUUUCGUCCACUGUUCUCAUUCUUAUUCUGAGAAGACUGGCACUGAUGAUGUCAUUACUGUGUUACCAUCGUCCACUCUGUUAAAAUAAUACCAGUUGGCCCUGAAACCCGUUCCUCAGAGUCUUGGCUGACGUGGAACCUAGAAUAGGAUGGUGAUCCAGAAAGGGGACUAGUACUCGCUGCUGCCUUCAGAUCAUUUCAGGGACUUUUAAAAUGGGUAGGGAUGAUUUUAAAGAGUAAAGAGUGGUGCUGUGUCCCACUCAACUGAAAUAGAUUAAAAUUAGAUAGUAUUCGUUUUAAGGCAUGAGAAUCUAGUGAAGGUUAUAGAGCCUCUUCUGAGAAAAAUAAAAUGUAUGGACAACAAUUUGCAUGCAUCCAGGGAUCCCAGUGGCCUUUUGAAUGUUUCUUUGGAUUCCAGGUGAAAAACUUCUAUGUCAGAUCUGUUACUUUAACAGAUAAUUCCUUAGCAGUGUACCUAUCAAGAAAUAAGUGCAUAGUUAAAUUCAUAUAUAAUGAUCGAGGGAGGCCCACAUCUAAAUGUAAUUAUCCCAAUUCUAAUAAUGAUAAAGUUGCAUAAGAAAGUAAAAGUGUACCAAACACUAGAUUAUUCACUAUGAAAUUUGCUACCUUAUGAAGUGGUCCUCUUUCAAACACUACAUCCAAUCUCCGAAAAUUAUGCCUCCCGUGUGUUACAUAAUUAUGGGUCACUUUCCUUAUAAUUAUUGAAUGCUGUAAAACAUCAGACUUUAAUAUUUUUAAAUGAUGCAAAUCAACUUAAAAGCAAAUUGUAUUAUCUAUGGGAGAGACCCACAGGAUCAUUGAUGAAUACCUAGAAUACUUUUGCAGAAAUGAGACUUCUCAUAACAGUGAAGGAGGUAUAUUGUUUAUAAAACAAUUUUGUAUAAAAACUAUCAAGUAUUUCAGGGUUAUUAAUGCACAGUUAGCUAAACUUGGGUCAAAAUUAAUGUAUAAUUGCGAUGAUAAUAAAAAUACCUUAAAACAAGGUUGUUGUUUUUUUAAAUAUAAUGCCCCAUUCAACCUUCUUCUCUAUUUGUUAUAAAAUGUUGGCUGCCUUUUCAUUGGGUCACAAUAAACAGACUUUUCCAAAGACCAAUUAUCUUAAAUGAAUGAGGCCCUCCAAUCUUAUUAUUAUUGUUUUAGUGUCAUUUCUUCUUGAACUCUCCUUAUAUCUUCUGGAGAAUAUAUGUACAGACAAUAUUUCCUCAGUUUAUAGACAUAUCAGUGACCAUCACUAUCUUUUCAAAGGUAAACCACUGUAAAUAAUAAGUACCCAGGUAAGCUGGGGACUUUGAGAAAUAGCCUUCCUCUUCCUUCUUUUGUGGCUCAUUUCCCCCCCCCCCGCCAUGACUAUAAAUCAAAUAUUUAUUAGUUCUUACUUAAAAAGAAUAGACACAACAAAUUUAUUAAUUUGGUGGGCUCAUUUGCCAUAAUUUCAGGGAGAAGUUAAAUUUCACAAUGUGAAAAAGAAUAUUUUUAUCUUUUAGUUUAAUAGACUGAAUCAUAUUAGAAUUUUCUUAUAAUUAAAAGUAUCAUGAAAACAUUUUUUCUAUUCUGAUAUUGUGGAAUUUAAAUACAUAAACAAAUAAAUGGCAUAGCUAGUGUUCAAUGUUUUUUACAUCUCUGGCCUUAUAAAAACAUUAUAGGUAUUUACUGAUCAUCCGAUACUGUGUAUCUAUGAUAUGGAUAAAAACUGGAAUCAGUCUUUUUGCUUUGUUAUCAAUUCUAUCAAAUCAACCGUCUGUGUUUCUUAAAAACACCUGAAGGACUGAGUUUUGCUUUAGUAUUGAUGAUGGCACAGUCCAUAUGUAUUACAUGGAAUUACAUCAUUUGCUCUCUGUGCCCCUCAUGUUGGUAAGUGUGUCAAUCUGAGUUAGUAUAAGUUACAUGUACAGAGAUCUCCUUACAUUUGCCUCAUAGAUACUAAACACAUUGUGUUGCUAAACUCAUGUGUCAUUGUUCAUUGACCUUCUAAUAAUAUAUUAUUUGCAUGGUUUUUAAUUUGAGAGCAAGGAGACUUGAGAAAAAUAGCUUUUCUUAAAAUACUUUUUGUACGGUGAGGUUUAUACGGAAUUCUAACGUAUAAGGGAUUAUCAGGAAACAGUUAUUUUGAUUUAGAGAAAAGUCUCCCCCAGGAUUCCAUCUAUAUAAUGAUGCAAUGCUAUUGUCUACUGCUUUAUAUAUGAAAGGGAAACUUUUGUCUCCUGAUAAAGGGAUUUAUAUUUGUAUUUCUAUAUGAUCAAAUGAUUUCUGUUGUGUUUUCUACUGGAGACAUUCUCUGUAAAAUGUCUUCAUCCUGUAGUAUCCAACUGGCUUAAGAAAUAAAAUUAAAGACUUUUGCAUUUGCAACACUACCUCUUCCUUUUCUGUACGACCUUUUUAUAUUAAAAAUUCUAUAUUUUCAAUUUUUUUCCAUAGAAAUAAAUUUGGUUUGUGUACUAUUUAAAGCCAAUAGUUAUAAAUAACAAAUGGGAUAUAUGAAAGAACAGGAAGAUUGUUAUUUUGCUGAAAGUAUUAUCAUAUAUAAUCAGGAAGUUACACGUUAUAUUGUUCUUUAAAAUAUGAUCACGGAAUAUUAAAAGUUAUUGAACUCAAGAAUCCUGUAAUAGCAUAGCAGUUGCUUAUGGCAUACAAGACUAAAAUUAAUUCAGCAAUUUAAUCUUUAUAAUAACAAUGUAGCUAAAAAUCUUUGACUUUAAUAGAAUUUUAUAUGUAUAAAUAGCUAAAGUACCAUUCACAUAAUUUUAAUCUAACAUUGGUUAGAUCAAGAAAACGUUGGUAAUGUAAUAAGACUGUAGAAUUUAUAAUUAAUGCUAUUUUUCACUUUAAAUAAUAAAGAAUGUGACUUAUUUUCUAAGAAAAUGAAGAGCAUUGGUUUAAUUAAUACAUACAUGAAUCUUUGUACAAAUACCUUAAGAUGUACUAAUAUUUUCUUUGCACAUAUUAAAU